Molecule: messenger RNA, 5710 nt
Organism: Sesamum indicum (sesame)
Lineage: Eukaryota; Viridiplantae; Streptophyta; Magnoliopsida; Lamiales; Pedaliaceae
Product: PHD-finger and DNA binding domain-containing protein
Source: RefSeq, a predicted model, not a curated record
CCCCCUCCCCCCACAACCAUUUUUUUUACUCUGUACUCAAAAGGGCUUUUGCAGAUCACUUGUACCGGGGUUUUAUUCUUUAUGAAGUUUUCUUUUUUUGUUUCUGAAUUCAACAUCUAUUCUUGACUUUGAGGAUUAUUUAUGAAAUUGGGGAAUGGAGUAUGUGGGCAGAGCGGUGAAGAAGGAGUUCCAAGGGCGGGGGACGUGCUUGGGUUCGGUUCAAGCGUACGAACCGACAACUGGAUUGUUUAAGAUCGUCUAUGAAGACGGAGGUUCCGAGGAGUUGGAGCUGUCGGGACUCUCCGCCCUUUUGGUGUUCUCCGAGCCUCCACCGCGGCAGCUUUCGGAGGUGGCUGGUAGCGAACUGGGAGGCCAGCCGAAGAAGCGGCGCCGCAUUGUUGAUAUAGGUAAAAAUGAUGAUAAUUCUGUAAUUGGGAGUGUUAGUGGUGAUAAUUCGGUAGGGAGAGAUGGGGAUUCUGGGGAAUUUGACUUGAAUUUGAAUGAAAGCGCUGAUUUGAAUGAUGAUGCGUUUAAUUAUUUGAAUGGUGAUGAUCAAGGGGUUAAUGCUGUUGGCGGUGGGGCUAAGUUGCGAGACCUGGAUUUAAAUGAAGGGGUCAAUUUGGAAUUAGAUGAGGGGGUAUUUUUGACUGGAGGAGUUAUUGAAGGGAGUUCUGGAGCAAAGAAGGAAGUAAUCGACUUGAAUUUGGAUUUAAAUGAGAAUUUCGAUAAUUUGAGUGAAGAGAGAGAAGGAAGAUUUUUUGAUUUGAAUUUACAGGUAAUGGAGGAUGAGGUGAGGGGUAUAGAUGGUCGGGAGUGGCAGUCCGGAGCGAAUGAAAGGAUUUGUGAUGAAGGACAUAUACAGAUGAUGGAAGAGUUGGCGGAGGAUGUUAAUAAGGCAAUUCUAGUGAAUGUGGAUGGAGACAGCGGAAAUCUUACAGUAAAUAUGGACAAAAAUGAAGAUAGCCCAUUGAGGAACUGCACUACUGGGGUUGAUAAUGAAAAUGUUGCCCCAGUAAAUGCACAAAAGAAAAGACGUGGUAGAAAGAAAAAAGAUGCUUCAAGUAACAAUAUUGUGUUGGGCACACCAGAGUCGCUAAAAGUGGACUCUGAAACUGCAAAUACAAAAUUGGAGUUGGAAAGUAGAGAUUAUGAUAAUGUAAUUUCAGAUCCUGUAUUGAGAGGGAGAAGGGGUAGGAAGAGAAGAGAGUCAUUGGAUGGUGAUAUGACCUUGCCGACCCCAGAAACAGGAUUGAGAAGGAGCAGUCGUAGAGCAAAAAGAGAUGCAUUUUCUAGUCCAGAUCAAGGUCUUAAUGCAGCAGCAUCCAAUGGUGUGAACCAUCAGUUGUUGUCUCCAGCGAUUAGCGUUGUGUCCAACGAAAAGAUAAUGGUGGCAGCACACGGAAACUCUAUUAAUCCUGUUAUGCUUCCACCAAAGGUGGAGUUGCCGCCUUCAUCUUGUAACUUGUAUCUCAGUGGAGUUUCGGUGUUUGAUUUUGUUUCUGUUUAUGCAUUUUUGAGGUCGUUUAGUACUUUGUUGUUUUUAAGCCCCUUCGAGCUGGAUGAUUUCGUGGCAUCUGUUAAAUGUAAUGAUUCGACAUUAUUAUUUGAUUCCAUUCAUGUUUCCCUCCUAAGAACAUUAAGGAAGCAUUUGGAGUCUCUUUCUGAUGAGGGUUCCGUGUCUGCAUCUGAUUGUCUCAGGUCUCUUAACUGGGAUUUUCUUGACUUGAUUACAUGGCCAUUGUUCGUGGUUGAGUAUCUGUUAUUGCAUAGUCCUGGAUACAUUCCUGGUUUAGAUAUUUGUCAAUUGAAGCAUUUUCAGAAUGACUACUACAAACUGCCAGUUUCAGCAAAGGUUGAGGUAUUGCGGCAUCUCUGUGAUGAUGUAAUUGAAGUGGAAGCCUUCAGGUCAGAGUUAAACCGAAGGACAUUGGCAACAGAUCGACACACAGAAUUCCAGCGUAACUCGAAAUUUGACAGCUCUAGAAAAAGAAAGGCUGCUAUAGAUGUUGCUAGCACUUCCUGCCUUACAGAAGAGGAUGCUGAGGAACCUGCAGACUGGAACAGUGAUGAAUGCUGUCUCUGUAAGAUGGAUGGGAACUUAAUUUGCUGUGACGGUUGCCCCGCAGCAUUCCAUUCCAGGUGUGUAGGGGUUCUCAGCAACCUGUUGCCAGAGGGGGAUUGGUAUUGCCCUGAAUGUGCUAUUGAGAAGGAUAAGCCUUGGAUGAAAGUUGGGAAGUCAAUUCGAGGUGCGGAGCUGUUGGGGGUUGAUCCUUAUGGGCGACUAUAUUAUAGCAGCUGUGGUUACCUGUUGGUAUUAGAGUCAUGCAAUGACGAAUACUCAUUCUGGUCCUACAAUAGAAAUGACUUGCUUACCCUUAUUGAAACUCUGGAGUCGUCACGAUUUAUCUAUGACACAAUAAUAAAUGUUAUUUGUAAGCAUUGGAAUGUAGUACGUGGAGUUGGUGGGACCAGAACUGAUUUGGAUGCCCGUUCUUAUUCUAUACAAUCAGCUUUUCUUGGAAAAAGGCAACUGCCCAAUGUGCAUCCCACACCAUCAGAAACUCUUAACGAGAAUGAGGCUUUUGCUGAAAAAGUAUCUCAUGAAAAGUCCAUGGUGACUACUUAUUCCAGUAAUACAGAACUUGAAAAUGCAGAGCACGCUAACCCACAGCUGGAGACUGGCAACGAUGGAGUGAAGAUGGAAAAUCAUUUGGCAAGUUCUGAAGGAUCAGCUGAAGUCUCUCAGACAUUCCUAAAGACUGAUACCUUAAAGGAAAGUGUGCCAGAUCUUUCAAGCAGAUGCCCAGAGAUUCAAGAUGAUUGUCAUAUUCCAGGGAAGCUUGUGAAAACUGGAGAUCAUUAUAUGACAUUGACUACUGAAAAUGUUGAAAAAGGGAGCAAUCUUGGUUUGGAAAAUUAUAGCUCUGGACUGUGCACCUCAAAAUCUGGAGGAGUGUUGUCUCAAGUGUAUCCUGGGACAAAUUAUGUUAACUGGUAUGAAUUUGCUCGAACAGCAUCAUUAUUUUUUGAAGAAGUGACCUGUAAAUCAUCAGAUAAGACCUCUGAAGAUGCCCCAAGAUCUGUUGAAGAAAUUGUAGCAGGACAGCUGAAGGUUAUCUCAAAUAGGUUUGCUGAAUUUUCUUGGUCAAAUGUUAACAAUUCAAGUAUGAAGUCUAGGAAAGAAAGAUGUGGCUGGUGCAUCUACUGCAGAGUUCCUGAAGAUGGAAGGGACUGCUUAUUCAUUAUGAAUGAUAGUAUUCCAGCUGUAGAAAAUUAUACAUGUGAGGUUCUAGGAAUUCAGCCAGGAAAUAAUAGGAAGAACCAUCUUAUUGAUGUCAUGUGCCAUGUUAUAUGCAUUGAAGAUCAUCUGCAGGGUCUUCUGCAGGGCCCAUGGUUAAAUCCAGAUUAUUCCAUGCUUUGGCGUAAAAGUGUUCUUGGAGUGGCCGACAUUGCCUCAUUGAAAAAUUUGCUGCUCGAGCUAGAGUCAAAUUUGCAUCAUCUAGCCCUGUCUGCUGACUGGCGAAAGCAUGUGGAUUCUGUUGCUACAAUGGGGUCUGCUUCUCAUAUUGUCAGCAGUUCUGCACGAGCGUCUUCAAGACAUGGAAUUGCCAAGAAAAGAACCAAAUCUUCCGAGGUGGUGACUACCCCAUCUUCAAAUGCUGCUACUGGGCUGAGUUUAUUCUGGUGGAGGGGUGGAAGGGGUUCGCGUAUGCUCUUCAAUUGGAAGGUUCUGCCUCGCUCUUUGGCUUCUAAAGCUGCCCGACAAGGUGGACGUAAGAAGAUACCAGGCAUACUUUACCCUGACAGUGGAGAAUAUGCCAAGCGAACUAAGUAUGCUUCUUGGAGAGCUGCGGUUGAGACAUCGAGAAGCGUCGAGCAGCUAGCUCUCCAGGUUAGGGAGCUUGACGCCAAUAUUAGAUGGGUUGAUAUUGGGAAUACCAAUCUUCUUUCAAAGAUGGAUAAGGACCCAAAAAAAUCAAUCCGCUCAUUUAAAAAGGUUAUUAUCCGUAGGAAGUGCUCUGAGGGAGCAGUGGUGAGGUAUCUUCUGGAUUUUGGCAAAAGAAGGUUUAUCCCUGAUGUUGUUGUGAGACAUGGAUCCAUGCUCGACGAUUCCUCAAGCGAGAGGAAGAAAUAUUGGCUGGAAGAGUCUCAUGUUCCAUUACAUCUCUUGAAAUCUUUUGAAGAGAAAAGAAUUGCUCGUAAAUCCAAUAAGAUGGAGCCUGGAAAAGGUCAUGACAGCAGUGGAGUAGCUGGGAUGCCUUCCAAGAAAAAAGGAUUUGAAUAUCUUUUUGCAAGAGCGGAAAGGUUGGAGAAGAAUCAGUGUGGGCAUUGCAAUAAAGAUGUUCUAAUCAGGGAAGCAGUGAGCUGCCAGCAUUGCAAAGGCUCUUUCCAUAAAAGACAUGCUCGGAAAUCUGCUGGAUCCAUCUCUACUGAGUGUAUAUAUACUUGCCAUAAAUGCCAGGAUGGAAAGUUUAUGAAAACUGAUGCUAGGGAGGGCAAAUCUGAGUCUCCAAAAUAUAAGCAUGCAUCAAAAGUAGUGAAGCCAUUAGGCUCAGGGAAAGGGAAAAAGAGGGGGAAACCAAAGCGACCAGUGAAUUCUAAAAACACAAAAAAAGUUACUUUGGUUGUUCCUUUGCGACGUUCUGCUAGGAAUGCUGAACGCAUUGCAAAGCUUUCUUUACAGAAAACUAAGGUGAAAAGACGCAAGAAGGGAAAACAAGGUAAAUCAGGAAAGGGCAAAUCUAGGAAGCUCAAAAGUGUUUUCUCGAGGAAGAAGCGAACGCCUGUUAAUAGCAGUUACUGGUUGAAUGGUGUACAAUUAUGCAGAAGGCCAAAUGAUGAAAGGUUGCUAUAUUUCAGGAGUAGAAUGCUUCUCGUACGUUCAGGAGAGGUGCCUUCCGGCUGUGAUAAACCAAAAUGCAGCCUUUGCAGCGAAGUGGAUUAUAAUUCUGAGCUGAAUUAUGUGGCUUGCCAAAUUUGUGGAGCUUGGCUGCAUGGAGAUGCUUUGGGUCUUACAGCUGAUAAAAUUGAAAAUCUUAUCGGCUUUAAGUGCCACAAGUGUCUUAAUAAGAGGCCUCCUGUCUGCCCUCAUCACUGUCAAACUGGAAGCAGCAAGGCUGAACUUGUUUCAGAAAAUAACACCAAGACUGAUUGCACUGGAGAAGAUUCUAAUUGUACCCACCCGGAUGACAGAUCAGCAGAUCAGAAGUCUCAUUCAACUGACGAAUCCAAGGAUAUGUUAUUAACUGUUGAUAGGGAAAAGCAGUCAUCAGGAUCCAUGCUUGAUUCAGAUCAGAAAGAUAAUGAUUUCACAUUGUCUGAGAAGAUUCUACUGGGAAAUGAUUCUGUUGAACUUGGUGACAAAAAAGAAGGGGUGUUGAAUGCUGUUGAAACUGAAUCUACUACUCAUGAUUCUGACAUGGUCAAGGAAGCUGAAUAUUUACCCUUAACGCAUAACCUUGUGAAGAAUGGUUUGACAAACAAUAAAGAAGUUCAGGAAUUUGGAAAGGAUAGAGCUCUUUCUGACGCAUCUGAGUUGUCUCCACAAACCGUUUCCAAUGUCAGGUGAUUUGCUGCAUGGUGGGAGAGGAAAACGUAGAUUAGAUUUAUGUUUAUACUUUUCCCUUUACAGGGCAUUGUGCUAAUACUACAGAUGUUAAAACCUUUUUAUGAAACUUGAUAUAUUAGCUGAAAAGCAAAAUUUCAUUGA